Molecule: messenger RNA, 2110 nt
Organism: Vanrija pseudolonga
Lineage: Eukaryota; Fungi; Basidiomycota; Tremellomycetes; Trichosporonales; Trichosporonaceae
Product: Transcription initiation factor IIB
Exons: 5
Coding region: 554-1813 (419 amino acids)
Biological process (GO): transcription initiation at RNA polymerase II promoter; transcription preinitiation complex assembly
Cellular component (GO): nucleus; transcription preinitiation complex
Molecular function (GO): RNA polymerase II general transcription initiation factor activity; TBP-class protein binding
Source: RefSeq, a predicted model, not a curated record
CACUACUUGAACGUACCGACCCCCUUGUAGUUUACUGACAAACUUGUCCUUCACUCAUUCACCGUUCCAUCAACGUUGUUUGAGAAACAUCCAAAACGACCCUCCCAGCGUGUCCCAAAAAAGCGCCUCUGCGGUGAGCCCUCUCGAGCGACGCACACACGUCGGAUUCAGAGAGUGAAAUUCGCCUGGGAUCAACACACGUCGGGGUUGGGCUGGAUUGGGUGAGUCUUGGGGGUCUUGUCUUGUCGUCACGAGCAACCCUGGUGUGUGCGUGAUCACUCUUGCUCUUCUCGUCCUUCCCCUAAGAGGUUGUGCUCUCCACGAGCUGCCUCCCAUGUAAUCCAUUCUAUGCUGGUCGGAUGUGUUUUGAUAGUGGACAGUCCCAACAAUAGGACGCGUCUCUGGAAUCUGCUGUGCUGACACACGUCUUUGCCACCCAUUAUUCUCGACGACAUUAUAACGAGCAGACGCAGCAUAGCUCUGCUGCAUAAAACCGCGCGCGUGCAGUUUCCGUUCAACCGGUUUCUCCACACGAGAGCGUAGAUUGGGUACGAUGUACGGCGUUGCAGGUCCAAAGGCCCCAGUGGGCAAGUACGGCCAGCCAGUUGCUCCGAACCUCGCUGUUCGGCACCUGUGCCCCAACUGCCAGAUCGACCCUCCCAACAUUAUCGAGGAGUACAGCCACGGCGACCUGGUGUGCGCCGACUGCGGCACGAUCCUCGGUGAUCGUAUUGUGGACACCCGUAGCGAGUGUGACGAAGGCGGUGACGAUCCGUCGCGUGUCGGUGGACCCUCGAAUCCUCUGCUCGGCAAUGCAACGCUCGAGACGUCGAUUUCGGCGCGCGACGGUCGCACUGGUAUCUCGCGUGACCUUCAGCGCGCUCAGAGCCGUGCCAACCAGUCAGCGACUGGGCCUGGUGGACGUGCCACCCAAGCCCAACUUCAGGCCGCGUUUGGGCGCAUCAGCGAGAUGUGCGACGCGAUGCAGCUUCCGCGGUCCGUCGUUGAGAGCGCUCAACACGUCUACGUUAUCGCCGAUGAGGCCAAAGUGGCCAAGGGCAAGAACGACGACUCUCUCGUCGCCGCGUGCAUCAUUUACGCCUGUCGUGCCUCCGGUGCCGAGCGUUCGUUCCGUGAAGUGACCAAGGUGACCAAAGUCUCCAAGUCGGAGCUCGGCCGUGUCUUUGGCCACGUCCGCAACGCAGUCAUGCAGGAGAACCAGAAUAAGGGCAACGUCCUGCCUGUGGGCCAAGGUCUGAGCAACUCGAACAAUUCGGCCGAGGGUCUUUUGGGCCGUUUCAGCAACUACCUUGAUUUGGGAACCCCCAUCUUCAAUGCGUCCAAGCACAUUGCGACGGCAGCGGUCGCCAAGGCGGCGAUCGAUGGCCGUAGUCCGCUCUCCAUCGCUGCAGGAGUCCUCUACUUCACCACCAUCCUAUUUGAAACGUCCACCGCCUCAAAGGAUAUCGCGGACAUCGCUGGCGUGUCGGAAUCGACCAUCAAGCUCAUCUGCAAAAAGGUUGCAGAGUCGCUCGACGCUGUCAUCCGGCCAGAGUGGAAAACUGCAUACCCCAGUGGUUACGCUGCUCUAGCAGCUCUGGGGAAACCCAACACUCCUGCCGCUUCCAAGUCGUCUCGCGCAGGUACCCCCAGCGCCAGCAGCAACGGCGCGGCGAGCGGAACAGCGAACGGCGUCAAGGCCAGUGCAACGCCGUCCCCCGAAGACAGCGUCAAGGCCGAACCCAAUGGCAAGGCGGACCAGUCGGCGGGUUCGGUCAAGGGCGCGGCGCCGAAACCCGACACGAAAGCCUGAGGAGAGAUCCAACGCCAAGCCGACAUGGCCUGGAAGUAUGACAUUCGUGUCAAGAGCCGAAUGGGAUUGUUCCAGCUUCCGCGGCAAAGAGGGGCAGUUCCGUUGGCACGUUGGCAGCGGCCUUGGCCGACUAUAAUAGAGCACCAUGUGGAUGGGGAGGAGAUGAGCAUGAGGUCACAUAUGUUGAAGGAGAGUGCGGGGGUGCGCGGGAACAUGGCCCCACGUGUGGUGGUGUGAGGAACGCCAAUAGUGUGCCAUGUAACGUAAAGGCAGCAAACAAGACUGAAAUGUAUCGAA